Molecule: messenger RNA, 1450 nt
Organism: Centruroides sculpturatus (bark scorpion)
Lineage: Eukaryota; Metazoa; Arthropoda; Arachnida; Scorpiones; Buthidae
Product: alpha-crystallin A chain-like
Exons: 1
Coding region: 245-772 (175 amino acids)
Biological process (GO): protein refolding; response to heat
Molecular function (GO): protein folding chaperone
Source: RefSeq, a predicted model, not a curated record
AACUGUUGCUUUGUUUAUAUUAUUAUUCAAUACAAAAUAGAAGGAAAUUUGAAUUUUUUUUAUAUAUCCAAACGCGCAGCUGCAGCAUAUAACUGCACUGCGCGUUGCAGAGAGAUUACAGUUGCAAGUGACGACACGUGAUCUCGAUUAUUGAUCCACAAACCUCGACAUUCUUCCUCCCUCUGUAUAAAUAAGAGAAGACAACAGCGGGCAAUCAAAUUUGCCGAAACGUUGUUAAGUGAAAAUGCAUCGCUGUAUAUUACCUUCUAUGCUAGGGAGUAAUUGGUGGAGUGUACUAGAUUGUCCGCCUCGAUUAUUCGAACAGAAUUUCGGUUUAGGAUUAUCAGACGAUGAUUUUCUUCCUCCGAGAAUGUAUAGAGGAUACAUUAUCAGGCCGAGACGUCAAUCCAGUCAUCAGGAUUCCAGCACGGGAGUAUCGGAAGUUAUUAACAAUAGCGACGAAUUCCGGGUGAUGACUGACGUCAGCCACUUUGAUCCCGAAGAAAUUUCGGUUAAAACUAUAGACAAUUACGUAGUCGUUCACGGAAAACACGAAGAAAAGAUGGACCAACACGGCUUCGUCUCUAGAGAAUUCACACGAAGAUACAUCUUGCCCAAAGAGGUUGAUCCCGAAUGCGUGACUUCGUCUCUGAGUUCGGAGGGUGUGCUGACUGUGCAAGCUCCCAAAAAGUCUCAAGAGUUGCCUAGCAACGAGAGAGUGGUUCCUAUAACUGUACAACAACGUCCCUCUGUUGAUGAGACAGAAGAGUAGACUAUAUUCUAGUAAAAUUUAUUUGUAACUUUAUUUAUUUAAAUAAUUGAGUCGCUAUUUGUCCUAUAAUUUAUAUAUUUAGCUUAACUUUAAAAGCUCAUUAUUUUCAUUAAAGUUUAAAAAAGAUAUUUAGUUUUUUUGUGCCAGGUCGAUAUCUAAAAAUUGCACUUAUCCACGUAUGCAAGUUCUGUAUUCAUCUGUAAUUUGGCAUGCAGUGUCUAUAUUAUAUAUUUUACUUCGUAAAAAAGUAAUAAAUUGAUUUAAAAAUUAUAUUUUCUAGAAUUACCAGCAUAUAUUGGUUUUGAACACAAUUCAAUGCUAAGUAAUAAUAAUAAGUUACUGUACUUGAAAUUGUUGUGGACCAAUAUUCUAAAUGUUACAAAUUAUAUAAAUAUGAUUUUAUUUUUUGCUUAGUAACUGUAUAAAUUAGAGUGAUUAUUUCCAGAGUUAUUGAUAUGUGUAUUUUUCUGUAUUAAAAAAAUAUAUAUACAGUAAAACUCCGCUUUAUGACCACUGACUUUACAACCCUCGCUUUACGACCGCUGGAUUUUGCAACCCUCGCUUUUACGCCUGAUACAAAUUUUCUAUUGUAAUUACAUAGCCAACAAAAAUUAUGGCACUUUAUCUCUAAGUGAUAUUAAAAGAAUUAAGGUUAAGUUUCUAGAAACUUAUUUUAAC